Molecule: messenger RNA, 789 nt
Organism: Rhinichthys klamathensis goyatoka
Lineage: Eukaryota; Metazoa; Chordata; Actinopteri; Cypriniformes; Leuciscidae
Product: C-C motif chemokine 22-like
Exons: 3
Coding region: 393-671 (92 amino acids)
Biological process (GO): lymphocyte chemotaxis; immune response; cellular response to interleukin-1
Cellular component (GO): extracellular region
Molecular function (GO): CCR chemokine receptor binding; chemokine activity
Source: RefSeq, a predicted model, not a curated record
UUGUAAAUCCACUCUUAUAGGGCAAAUUUGUGAAUUAUUCAUAACAGAGGUAUAUCAUCGAUAAAAUGUGAUUAUUUUAUUUAUAGCCUAUUAAUGAUUCUAAAUUGAACUGUUAUGGAAAAGGGACACUGAGAUAAAUUAAGAUUGUUAAAUGUUUUAUUUGUGCUUUAGAGAAGUAACAGAAACCAACUGAAUGUUGUAAAUAAACACCAUCUGAGGAGUUGCGACAGUGCAGAUGUGUCCUGCUUCUUCAUUUUCCCCACUUCUUUCAAGGUAAAUUCUCCUCUGUUUGCUCGGCCUUCUGAACAGGAUCUGCAAUAUCAGCUCUGACAUCAAGCUCAACAGAACUUCUCUUUCAUUCAUUGCAUCAUUGUGAACAAACAUCUUGAAGAAUGAGAAGCCUGGUGUUUCUGCUGGUCCUGGUUCUCUUCUGCUCUGUGCCGAUGACUUCAAGCGCUCCCCUCGCAGCUAAUGUGGCAAACUGCUGUAUGGAGUUCAGUAAUGUGAAGAUUCCUGUGAGACUGGUGAAGUCUUACUUCUGGACCAGCAGCUCCUGUGCCAGACCAGCCAUUGUGUUUCAGACAUUUAAAGGUAAAGAGAUCUGUGUAGAUCCAGAGACCACCUGGGUGAACGGCCAUGUUGAUAAACUGGACAAGAGAAUAACAGUCUAAAACAAACUACUCUCUUUCUAUGUGAACUGUGCAUUUCAUAUUGUCUACUGCUGAUGUGUAUAUAAAACUAUUUUAUUUACAGAAUAAUUUAUGUGAUUGGAUUCAGUUGUUUUAAUAA